CUGUCAGUGCACUCUGCAGCAGCAGCAGCAGCAGCACCAGCAGUAGAAGGCAGCCACAGAUGGCUGCAGCAGCAGCAGCAGCAGCAGGGCUUUGCAGGGCAAAACGAGGCUCUGGUGCUGCAGCAAAAUCGCGAGGAGUUCCGCAACAGCUGUUUGCUGCACACGCUGGGCGAGCUGCUGCUUCUGCUGUUUGCGGGGCACCCAACUGCAGCAACUGCAGCAGCAUGGACGCGCUUCAUCCCCUACCCAGACAGCAGCAGCAGCAGCAGCAGCAGCAGCAGCAGCAAGAAGCCGACCCUGCUGCCGGCGCACCUGGUGAAUGCGCUGGAGUGUCUUCUUCACGGCGCUGCUGCUGCGUCUUUGCUCAACUAUGUUGCUGCUGUGGGUGCGCAGAGGGCACAGCAGAAGCCUCAGCCCUUGCUGCAGCAGCAGCAGCAGCAGCAGCAGCAGCAAGAGGCUUACCUGGGGGACUUGCGGUCCUUCCUCAGUCUCAGCAGCUGUGGGCGUAGCUGCGGCAACCUACUGCUGCACCGCGUGCUGCUGCUGCUGCAGCUGCUGUCGGCGGCAUCUACAUGCACAGCUGAUGGGCUUGCUGCUGCUGCUGCUGCUGCUGCUGCUUUGCCGUUUGGGGCAGUUGUUGCUGCAGUUAGUGCCCUUUGGCGCCUCUGCUCUCUGCAGCAAACCCUGCUGAGCCUGGUACUCAAUUCUAGCCCAGCAGCACAGCAGCACCACCGCAGCAGCAAAUGCCGCACCAGUAGCCACAUCAGCGGCAGCAGCAGCAGCAGCACGCAAGAGGUUUGCUGGGGGUCUCUUUUACUGUAUAAUAGCGGGAGGGGGAACUGGUCAACUAGGUCAUCUGCUGCUGUCUCUGAGACAAGCUGCUGCUGCUGCUGCUGCUGCUUGUUUGUCUGCACGCAGUUGCUGCAGUUCCUGCUUCGGUGCGUAGCUGCUAGGCAAGAAAUUUUGCUGCUGACGCCCCGCUGCAGAAGCGAGCUUAGAGGGGCCCCAGGGCUGCUGCUGCUGCAAACAGGGGAGGCCCUGCUGCGGCUAAGGCUGCAGGAAGCUGGAGUUGUUGCUGCUCUUGUGGAUUCCGUCUGUAAUUCACUAAGCAGCAGCAGCAGCAGCAGCAGCAGGAGUCGGCAGCAGAAGCUGCCGCCGCGCCUUCUUUGCUGCGUCCUGCUGCUGCUGCAGCACACCGUAGACGCCAAUCUGGAACGGCCUCUGCUGCUGCAGCUCAUUGGAGCCCUUGCUGCUUCUCUGAGGCCUCGGCUGCAGCAGCUGCUGCAGCGCAGCAGCAACAGCAGCAGCUCCAGCAGAAGGCUCGCAGGAGCUGCUGCUGCUGCUGCUGAUGCUGCUGGCCGCUGGCGCUCUGCCCUCAGCCCCGUUGAUGUGCUGCUGCUCUCUGCCCAGCUGGAGUGUCUGGGCGCAGCAGCAGCAGCAGCAGCAGCAGACCGACGAGCCCUAGGCCCCAUUUUUUCGACUGCAGCAGCAGGAGCUUUGCCUGGGCUGAGUUCGAAGGAGUCGCUGGAAGAGUUUGUGGCGCCGCUGCUGCUGCCCGAGCUGCCGCUGCAGCUGGUUGCUGCCUUGCUGCAUUUCCUGGUGUCUGUAACUGCAGCAGCAGCAGCAGCAGCAGCGGCACCAGCAGCAGCAGCAGCAGACGCAGCCACACUCCAUGGGGAGCAGCAGAACGAAGAGGUGCUGCAGGUCUCUCCUUUUUACAGCCCAAGAGGGCCUUCUGUGUCUCGACAGACUCAAGCAGCAGCAGCAGCAGCAACAGCAGCAGCAGCAGCAGCAAGGGCGCUUUCGCUGCUGCAGCACUCCGCUACGCUUCCUGACGCUCUCUACUUCCUCUUGGUCGUUCGCCUCGCGCCGCAGGAGUCCUUGCUGCCAGCAAACCCCUUCUUCCUCAGAGAUACGCAGCAGCAGCAGCAGCUGCAGCAGCAGCAGCAGCAGCAAGAGGGAGAUUGCUGGGCGCGCGCUCUGCGCGACGCGCUGCUGCUGCUGCUGCGGGUCUUCUUAUCAGACUUUCGCCCCGCUGGCAAACUGAAGGCCCACAUGGGGCCCCUGCUUUUAGCCCUCAGCAGCUGGAACGAGAC
This is a messenger RNA of Eimeria tenella, 2096 nucleotides long. RefSeq lists its product as uncharacterized. The annotation marks the transcript as partial. The transcript is spliced from 2 exons. The record is from RefSeq and is a predicted model, not a curated record. NCBI's taxonomy places the organism in Eukaryota, Apicomplexa, Conoidasida, Eucoccidiorida, Eimeriidae.